AGUAUUAUAAGAAACUGUGUAUGGGUUUACAUAGGGAUGUGUCAACCACUUCGAGUAUGACGUCCCCUCAUUUUAGUUUGUAUCAAGACACAAAGGUAAAAAAGAGAAGAAGUAAAACUUACGGAUCAAAUAAGCACAGAAGAGCAAAGCACCAAUUGAAGAAAAAACCAGUUCGGCAACGUGAUUGCGCCAGAACAUCAUCAGAAAACUGGUUAGAAUCAUCAACCAAAGUGCGGCGAACAGAACGCCUCCCAACAUCGUAAAGUCCCAUUUCGUUUGGAAAGCAAACACUGUAAGCGCAAUCACGACGACGGCGGUAAGUCCAACUGCAAUCAUUACCUAAAAAUUGCAAUUCGGUGCAAAGUGGGCAAAUGAGCGAAAUGUACAUUUUAAUUGAAUUAAAGAAAAACAUGUAUGUACCGUGUCCGGAGGAUAGUUUAUGGUGGCCAUUCCGACCAUAAUUGAUUCACCGAUCGUAAACAGCGAUAAAAAGAUCAUAUUGGUGGGAGAUGUACGUCGCACACCUUCACAACAACUCAAUGUGAUUAUCGUAACGAACACUAAGAUGAGGGUAACUGGAAACAGCCAUCCAAUAUUUUUUAUCGCAAAAUGUUUGGUACCAUCAUGAUGAACGCAUGCCAUGACGACGAGAAAAGUGAAAAGUAGUUGUACCUAAAACCAAAUUUAUUCCAUGACAGAUUAGUAGAGAAUCGUUCAAAAGCAGCUUCAAUUCAUUUACCGAUAGAAUGGAGUACACUUUACGGAUGAACCCCCGACGAAUAGUCUCCGUGUUGAAUUGGAAACCUUUGACAAUUGGAUCGGUGUCAUGAAUCGGCACGUGCAUAUCUGCUGGAGGUGGAGGCAUAUUGGUCGAUGCAUAUCCGUACGGAGCGAAACCUGCUUGUGGUGGAUAGGCAGCCUGUGGAGGUUGUUGAGCUCCGGCUGCUUUGCUGUCCAUGCCAUACGGCACUUGCAUAUUUGGUGGUGGUGCAUAUGGUUUGUCUAUAAAAAAAAAGUUGACACAAAAAGAAAAGGAUUCCAAAUUACUAUUGGUUUUCACUUUGAAACUGAGCAAAACCAAUUUGUUUUUCGUCUCAAAAUAGAAUUGAAAUCGGUUUGUUGUUUCCGAUAAAAAGUGAAGCCAACGUUUCAAAACAUGAAAUAAACUUGGUUUUUCAUAGGUUUCGAGCGAUAAUUAUGCAUUUUGUACAUUUACAUUAACAUGGUCAAUAAACGGUACUUCUGCUCAUCGUGUGAUGAGUCACUGUUUUUUCGUAUCUUUCAUAAUCAAAUAGACGAUUCUACUGAUAAAACACAUUUCAUCCGAAGCCGCCCAAUUCAAAUAACACACGAAUCAUUGGAACUGAAUAUGUUUAUUAAUUAUGUGAUAGUAUGAAAUCAUAAUUAAAUAUGAACAACAACAAAAAUACACACACUGAUACUAGUGUGGUUCUUAUAUGAAAGAAAGAUUGCGGAAAAUGGUGAAAUCAAUCGAGAUUAGAAAGCAUCCGCUAUAUUUGAACAUUCAAUAACUGUUCCAUUCAGCUAUAGAUCGAAAAAAAAAAUUGCAAUGAAUCUACGCGUAAAAUGGAGGAUUAUUCCAAGUUAUUUUUAGAUAUUCGCAUUGGAGAUACGGAUUUCGAAGAAACGGAAUAUCAAAUGCCAUUGGCAGUGAUACAGAGAAAACAAAAAAACAGUAACUAGGAUACAAAUUGAUUGUAGAUCGACAAUUCUUACCAGACAUUGUUUUUAUUUUUUACAAAAUUCUACAAAUAUAAAAAAAAUUCAGAUGUAUUGUUUUCUUCUUGUGAAAUUCCAACAAAACGAGACAGUGGACAAACUAUUUGAAUCGACAUGCAAUUUAAAAAAAUUUGGAGUAAAACAAUUCGACACUUGUCAAAAUGGAAAUUAUACUAAGCGAAAUGUAUUCGUCUAGCGUCAAUAUGUUUGUAUUGUGGUAUUUACUGCUUCUGUUCAUAGAGUUAGACGUGUCUCGUUGCGUUCAACGCACACGACCCUCAAUUUUAUGCAGUUUCUAUUUGUUUUUUUUUACUCCAAUUUCACGUGUAGAUGGCGUUUUUCCAUUGGGAUUUUAAUCCGAUUUUGUUCCUGCGAUGCAGAUUUAUUUAAUCGAGAAUUCGCAUAUGCAACGGCAUCUGUUGGAAACGAAUCGCAAACAUUCGCCCAAAACACGAACAGAACACACAAAAUUGGCGCGAAUUCCCAUUCAAUAGUUGACAAUCAUUGUGUUUCGUAUUGUUUUUUUUUCUUGUGGUGCCGCUCCAUCGAAUUGAAAUCAAAUUUCAAAGUGUAUUUUAUCAAACAUUUCUAUUGUAAUUUUUAUGUGAGCUAGGAAGAAUAAAUUGUGAAUUUUAAAAUGCCAUACAAAAGAUCAUGCUUGCGAUACGCACACACGAAUGGUCAAUCACAUUGUUGCUACACUGAGAACGGAGAGCAUGUGAUAACAACUGGAUCUGAUGGUGACAUUCGCAUUUGGAACGGUGUGGAUGAUGAUGAUCCCAACACACAAUGCGUCGGCGAAUUCAUUUUGUAUCAUGCCUAUUACGAGCAGCGCAUCCUCACAUCCACCGAUUUGAACACCGUACAAGCCUACACAUAUCCCGAAUACAAUCGUGAUGGCACCGAAUUUCGUUUCACCGCCCCAGUGACUUGCAUCAAAGUCAGCGCCAAGUAUUUGGCCGCUUGUUCAGAAGAUAUGACCAUCAAAGUGACUCCAAGAGACAAAUCCAUUGAACCCUUUGAAUUAACCGAGCAUACGGGCCCUGUUUUACGUAUUGACCUCAGCUCAAAUGGAUUGUUAGCGUCUAGUUCCGGCGAUGGAACCAUCAAAAUCUGGAAUUUAGAGGAGAAAAAGUGCAUUAAAACCAUUUCUGGCUUCGAUAAAAUCAAAAGCUAUCAGAUUACACAAGUAUAUGUUACACCAUCUUUUGAGCCCAAAAAUGGUAAAUUCAUGGCAUACAAUCACAAUAAAAACAUUGUUAUUGUUGACACACAAAAUUGGGCUGUGAAAAAAACGCUGACUGAUGAACAGACCAAGUCGAAUUACAGUGUGUGUUCGUAUUCAAAAUGCGGAAAAUACAUAGCGGCUGGCGGUGAGAAUGGUGAGUUUUCGGUGUGGGACAUCGAUGCGAACAAAAUAAUUGAAGAGGACAAAUUUGGUGAUAACGAAGCGCAAUGUAUUACGGCCAUCGAUUGGAAUCCAAACAAUAACGGCGAAUUUGCAUUCACUGAUAACACCGGCCAGUUUGGAUUGAUUGAAAGCAUUACGGAUCAUGAUGACAACAUUAUUGACCGCGAUGAAAUCGAGAAUGGAAUGGAUGAAGACAUUGAUUAUGGCGAUAUUGAGUUCCCCGACGAUCCAGAGGAUACGGACAAUGAAAACUGUGUGUCAUUGGAAAAGCUAAAAAAUGAAACGAUGAAAUUGAAAACGGUUGACGAUGAAAUCGACGAAUUUCUGGAAGGUGCGUCGAUAAAAACGGGGAAUGAUGUGAAUGAUGAAAAAAGCGAUGGUCGCAACACUGCAGCUGGCCAUUAUGCAAGGACAUAUGACUUGCAACCGCCAUUUCAACCAGGUGAAACACCAAAGAAUUUGGAACAUCGUUAUAUGGUAUGGAAUCAUGUUGGUAUCGUGCGCGCUCACUUAACUCCCACCGAGAAUUCAAUUGAAGUUGAAUUCCAUGAUGCGAGCAUCCACCAUGGCCUGCACAUGGUGAAUCACUUGAAUCACACAAUGGCCAGCUUGAGUUCAUCAGUUCUUGCACUAUGUAAUGAAACGCCCAGCAAGUUGGUGUGUAUCAUUUUGGGUGGUUCUGGUGGUAGUCGCGAAUGGUCAAUGUCAAUGCCAAAUUGUGAGGAGAUCCUUUGUGUCGCCGCUUCAACAAAAUUGGUUGUCGUUGCUACCGAUGCACGAUUCUUGCGCUUAUUCAGUGCAAUGGGGACACAGCGAGAGAUUGUAUCAUUGCCCGGCCCAGUUGUUGCGCUUGCCACACAUGACGAUCGCAUUGUGGUGGCCUAUCACAGCUCCGCUGCAACGGAAGAUCAACACAUUUCAAUGAUGCUCAUUCAAACGAUUGGCCUUAGUUUGCGAUGUCGCGAAUUCAAAGUUGCACUAACACAAAAUUCCAAACUCACUUGGCUUGGCUUCUCCGACAAAGGGUCACCCGUGACAUGUGACACAAUGGGAAUGCUUCGUAUGUUUUCGAUUCGAUCGAAUCAUUGGAUUCCCAUAUGUGACACCAGUCUACACUCAAAAGGUGCGUCAGACAAUCAUUUCAUCAUCGAAGUGUCGGAAUCAUCACAAAUUGUCUGCGCGAUUUUAUGCCGUGGUUCAAUGUAUCCGCUUACAACGCCAAAGCCAAUGGUCUCCGAAUUGAAAAUGCAAAUGCCCGUUUGCGAUAUCGAAGCCGAACAAUCACAAUUCGAAGAAACAUUGGUGCGUAAUAGCAGUUUCAAUGUGGAUGAAUCGGAUAAAAACAUAAAGGAAAUCGCCAUCAAAUUAUUCGCGAUUGCCUGUCGGUCAGAGUACGAGCCACGUGCCAAGGAACUUAUCGAGAUGAUUGCCCUGCCAUCACUUCUGACGCUGGCUAUUAAGUAUGCAAGCAAAUUGGGUCGUAUUCAUCUGGCCGAAAAAUUGGGUGAACUUCUGCCACAAUUUGAAGAACAAGAAAAAGAACGGGAAAAAUAUGAUGAAAAUGAAGCAGCCAGCGAAUUACUCUUGAGCACGCCAACUGCACAAAGUCUUAUUCGCUCAAAUCAAGGAAAGAAUUCAACUCCAUCUGUUGUGCCGAAACCACUCUCAAUAAGUCAACUGAAGAGAAACCCAUUCAAGAAGACACCGACCAGUGCUGGUAAGGCGGUAUCAAAUGCUUUCAAACACUUAACUGACACCGCUAUUGGAUUUGAUUCGCAAGAGACACCAGAUCUGGACUUUGAAUCGACAUCAGAAAGUAUACAAGAUACACAAUAUACAGAGAAGGAGAAUCUGAACAUAGAAAAUAACACACCAAAGGCUACGGGAACUCGGCCUCCGUUUGUGGAAUUUUAUAAUGAACACCGAGCCGAAUUCGAAAGAGACAAUCCAGAUGUUACACCGGCUGUGCUCACAAAAAUCGCAAUGAACAAAUACAAGCAAAUAUAUCCAAGCAAAUCAAAUGGAACACCCAGUGGUGCGAGCAACAACGAUGACGCAAACAUAUCGAAUGGUCUUAGUGCCAAGCGGAAAAUCAACACCGAUGACAAUGAGCGAUCUGGUAUCGCAAAAUUGGCUAGAUUCAGUUUCAAAAAGCAAUAAGCACUGCCACAAUUUCAUCAUUACACAUAGCUUCAUGGAUUUUGUCGAUAGUUAAGCAUUUAUUUAAUAAUUUUGAACUUUAAUUGAAACAUUCACACACAUUCUAAAUACGAAUUAAUGAAAAACAAAAUGAAUAAAAUGCACGUCUAGGACCAAACUAAUUUAUACUGUGAAA
Sitodiplosis mosellana (orange wheat blossom midge) is the source of this 5486-nucleotide messenger RNA. RefSeq names its product WD repeat and HMG-box DNA-binding protein 1 (gene Ctf4). Gene Ontology annotation, biological process: DNA repair; DNA-templated DNA replication; mitotic cell cycle. The transcript is spliced from 10 exons. The coding region runs from base 2378 to 5311 and encodes 977 amino acids. The record is from RefSeq and is a predicted model, not a curated record. Gene Ontology annotation, molecular function: protein binding; chromatin binding. Gene Ontology annotation, cellular component: nuclear replication fork. NCBI's taxonomy places the organism in Eukaryota, Metazoa, Arthropoda, Insecta, Diptera, Cecidomyiidae.